AUGAGACUUUGCUCAAAAGAAAACGUUUCGGUUAAGACUGUCGUAUCAGAAAACUUGUGUUACAUUUUACCUUCAGUUCAUACCGUCACAUCUUCAGCUGUUCUUCAUCGAAGCACAUCGAGAGAUCGAAGUUCUGUUUCAAAGAUGGGAAUUUGGUUGUCAUGGAAACUGAUAGUUGCGUCGAUUCUUUGUUUGACAAUAAGUUUGCCUUCUUCGGAAUUCUCCGACCCUUUAACCGAUCCCGCCUCGCCUGAUCCUCGCGAGGAUAAACCGCCGAUUAAAAUUUCCUCCGUGCAAUUCGAGUUUGUUUGUGUCCAUAUUUACGACAGUCAAACAAUUAAAAACAGCAAGAAAAUAUAUUUCUACUCGCCGAUGGCUCUGCUAAAUCACAAGAAUGUCGCUUCUAUUCACAACACACCAUCUCUCAGUGUCAGUUUUGCAAUUUGGAAUCAAGAAGUCAGAGCAAAUGUAACCAAACACCUUUCCCAGCUCCUCAGUCAACAGAUCGAGCCCAGUCAAGUGAAAAUCUUUCCUUUCGACAGUGUCAGGCUGACCAGCAAAGUGCAAUCUGCUGAUUUCUCACUGACUAAUGAGUGGCUCCCGUAUGACAAUCAGCCGUCACUCAGGUUCACCUUGAUCUGCCCGACACGGGAAGAUUGCGGUCGAGUGAAGACUCAAAUGCAAAAUUUCCCUAAACAAUUUGAACAUUUGCAACUUGAAUUUAAUCCUAACCUGAACGACGAUGAUUGUGUCAAUGAUGGGGUUGGAAUAUCUAAAGAAAAUAAAUUGCCAGCACAAGACAAAGAAACAAUGGCAAAUUUCGAAGCUAAAUUUGCGAAAGAGCUAAUCGCCAUUAGGGAAGAAACUAAAAAGGAAUUGGCAGCAAUUUCACAGAUGUUUUCAGAUAAAAUAAAAGUCACUGAAGAAAAUCUAGCAGUGGUACAACAGAAGUUUGAAAUUUCCCAAAAAGAAUUGGAAGCCACCAAAACAUUAUUGACCUCAACUAGGAUCGAAUUGAGUCAAACGAAAUCCACCAUCGAUGGUCUGGCGAGAGAAUUAAACGCCCGAACGAGUGAAUUAAUUGACAUCGGUAGAAUGCCAACCUCAUGUGAAGAUUUACAGAGAAUGGGACAAAAAGUCAAUGGAUUUUUUUCUGUUAAAGGAUCAAAGAAGAUGGAAAUGAUUUACUGCAACUUUAAUGCCAAUCAAAAUGACAAGCAAAAAUGGAUCGGGUACGUCGGCGUAAAAUCGGUGCCCGUGCAUUUCUAUGUUCAGAGAAAUUCUUUGUUCAACUCAACUGGCACUCCGAUUCCGUUUAGGUUUGCGCGGGUGAACGAGGAAAACGCCAUGAAUUUGACAUCGGGGAAAUUCACGGCACCGCGACCGGGAAUUUAUUUUUUCUCUUUCGCGGGAGUGGCGCGUCUUGAACGUUCAUCUUCUGUUGAUUUUUUUUCUAAUCUUUAUUUGAACGGAAAUCUAAUCGGGUCGAGUAAUGUUAACGAGGAUAACGGCCCCGUUAAUCAAUACAGUCCGUUGACCCUCCAGUCGACGCUGAAUUUGAACAAAGGCGAUCAAGUCUGGCUGGAGAUUAAUUAUUAUGGUUCAUCCUCGUAUUUGUAUGACAGCAGUUCCCACUACACCCACUUCACGGGUUUCUUGUUGGAGGAGGAAAUUGUUGCGUCCCUUUGAGGUUCAACUUCAUCGGCGACACGAAACAUUUUCGACCCAAACAUUUUUGUUUAAUGUCGACACGAAAUUUUGGGGAUAAGGAAAGAAAAUUCGUUCGACUUAAAUUCAUUAAGGAGUAGCCAUUUCUGUACCAAAAUUUGACUGUGGAUGCAAUUACACUUACUGAAUACACAAAUCAAAUUCAAA
This is a messenger RNA of Daphnia pulex (common water flea), 1875 nucleotides long. RefSeq lists its product as uncharacterized. The transcript is spliced from 8 exons. The coding region runs from base 1 to 1689 and encodes 562 amino acids. Gene Ontology annotation, molecular function: protein binding. The record is from RefSeq and is a predicted model, not a curated record. NCBI's taxonomy places the organism in Eukaryota, Metazoa, Arthropoda, Branchiopoda, Diplostraca, Daphniidae.